Molecule: messenger RNA, 1101 nt
Organism: Plasmodium gallinaceum
Lineage: Eukaryota; Apicomplexa; Aconoidasida; Haemosporida; Plasmodiidae
Product: serine/threonine protein kinase, putative
Exons: 1
Coding region: 1-1101 (366 amino acids)
Biological process (GO): protein phosphorylation; intracellular signal transduction
Cellular component (GO): cytoplasm
Molecular function (GO): protein serine/threonine kinase activity; ATP binding
Source: RefSeq, a predicted model, not a curated record
AUGUAUUUAGGCAGUGUUCAAAAUAUUGAAGAUAAUUUUUUAUGUAAGGGAGAAUAUAAGCAAGUAUAUUUAUGUUUGAAUAAAAAUGGUAAUAAUGAUGUUAUAAAAAUAGACAUCAGUUAUGAUAAUAACAUUUAUGAUAUAUUACAAUUAGGUAGAGAAAAAUAUGGGGCUCAUGGAGAAUAUGUUACGGAUAGUUGUGGUAAUAUAAUACAAUCAAUUAGAGAUAUUAUAGAUGGUGAUACUCUGUAUUUAAAGGAAAAAAAAGACAAAUAUCAUUUUCUUUAUAAAAUGAAAAAUAUUUUAAUUGUAAAUGAUUAUAUAGUUGAAAAAAGGAUUGGUUCAGGUGGUUUUGGUAUAGUAUUUCAAGGUAUUCAUACUCAAACAAAACAAAAGGUUGCUUUAAAAUUUAUACCAAAAAGUAAUUUUUUAGAUGUAACAGAUGUUCAUAGAGUUUUUAUUGAGAUUCAAACAUUAAGAGGGUUAAUUCAUAAUAAUAUAAUUAAGAUGUAUGAUGUUAAUCAUUUUCAAAAUUAUGUAUGUUUAAUAAUGGAAUAUGCAGUUAAUGGGGAUUUAAAAAAUUACAUUUUAAAAAAUAAUGGAUAUUUAUCAGAAAAAGAGGCUCAUGAUUUAUUUCUUCAAAUUGUUAAAGGAGUGUAUUAUUGUCAUUCAAAACAUAUUGUUCAUAGAGAUUUAAAAUUAGAAAAUAUUUUAUUAGAUGAAAAUAUGACUUGUAAAAUUGCUGAUUUUGGAUUAUCAGAUUUUGUCAAUGUAGAUCAAAAUAUAAAAACAGAAGCAGGAACAAAAGCAUAUAUUGCUCCUGAAAUUAUUUUUAAUCAAACUAUUAAUUAUUCUGUUUUCAAGUUAGACAUUUGGAGUUUAGGCAUUUUGUUAUUUAUAAUGACUCAAGGAUUUGCACCUUUUCAAAAUUUUGAAAAAGGAUUAAAAUAUUUUGAAAGCAGCACUUUGAAAUAUGCUAAUGAUGUAUCAGAUGAUUUGAAAAAUUUAAUUUCUUUAAUGCUAAAUAUUGAUCCAAAUAAAAGACCAAUUAUUGUAGAAAUUUUAAAUCAUAAAUGGUUUUACAAUUAUAGUUGUACAUAA